AUGGCGGAUGAAGGCCUAUCUCUAACCUCUAUGUCACCGUCACUGUCGGUCCCUAGCCCCUCGACCCAUUUCUAUCCCUUUGCGACAUCCCCGGAUAUCAUCCGCUCUCAUGAGAAAGACAUUUUCCUGACAUCAAACCUGGUGUACCAAGCUCAAUCCAUUGUUCGCUCACUGCGUGGAGCUCGGGUCGCACAUACAUACUCGGAUGCCAUCAAAAAUCUUACCGAAAUCCUAUACUUUUCCUUGACGACCUUGAUCGGGAAUCGAACUCUCGGGGAGGAAUACUGUGAUCUUGUUCAAUUGGAGGAUGAUACUCUUCGGCUCCCAUCGAUCUCGAGACGAGCUGGGUAUAUUAUGAGCAGCGUCCUUGCUCCAUGGAUUCUUCAAAAAAUUCUUCCCGUCUUCCGCCAGCGACUACGUGCCAAGUUAGAACGCAGCAUUGCCCGACAACAGCUCAAGGCCCAGCAGACAAAAGAAUCUGCAAGCAAAGUCAAGGGGAAUUCCCCAAAGAAGGGUAACUUGUUUACAAAGCUGCGCAUUCAGCGAUAUAUCUUAGAGCAUCUUGACUCGAUCACAUCACUUUCUCCCAUUUACGCCCUCAGUAUUGCAACCUUUUACUUUACAGGCUCCUACUACCAUCUGUCGAAACGCUUCUGGGGCCUUCGCUAUGUGUUCACAAAAAAGCUCGAAGAGAAUGAACAGAGGGUGGGGUAUGAGGUGUUAGGAGUUUUGCUAGUUCUUCAGAUUGCGGUACAAAGCAUACUGCACAUUCAGAAGGUCGGCCUGUGUCUUCAACAAGAAGAACAAAGUAUUCAAUCCGGGUCGGCCGACCUCAAAUCUCAAGAUGGCUCCCUGAUUCACUCGAUUGAUAACCCCUCCUCUCUUCCUCUACUGCCGGCUACCGAUGCUCGGUAUGAUCUUACUGAAGACCCGAACGCCAUUCCGUGGAUACCCUCCGGCCAACAAAGCAAGUGCACCCUUUGUCUAGAACUCUUCAAGGAUCCAAGUGUCACAACAUGCGGUCAUAUAUUUUGUUGGACGUGCGUCCGCGACUGGGUACGCGAGAAGCCCGAGUGUCCGCUUUGUCGGCAAGAAGUUCUCCUUUCGAAAGUACUGCCCUUGAGGGGGUAG
Messenger RNA from Aspergillus tanneri, 1131 nucleotides. It is a transcript of the gene pex10, whose product is annotated as ubiquitin-protein ligase peroxin 10. The coding region runs from base 1 to 1131 and encodes 376 amino acids. Gene Ontology annotation, biological process: protein import into peroxisome matrix. NCBI's taxonomy places the organism in Eukaryota, Fungi, Ascomycota, Eurotiomycetes, Eurotiales, Aspergillaceae. The transcript has a single exon. Gene Ontology annotation, cellular component: peroxisomal membrane. The record is from RefSeq and is a predicted model, not a curated record. Gene Ontology annotation, molecular function: zinc ion binding.